This is a messenger RNA of Drosophila simulans, 1537 nucleotides long. Its product is annotated as prisilkin-39. The record is from RefSeq and is a predicted model, not a curated record. Bases 734 to 1447 code for a protein of 237 amino acids. The transcript is spliced from 2 exons. NCBI's taxonomy places the organism in Eukaryota, Metazoa, Arthropoda, Insecta, Diptera, Drosophilidae.
GUUAUUCGCUUCUUUUUAAAGCAAAGUUUUAUAAAAAGAGAUAUAUAAAACCACGCGUGGAUUAAGUGCCUCGGAUGAUUGACUAACUGGCAGAUGUCUAGCCAGACUUAAUUAAAUUAAAAGGCAAAGAUUUCCAUGUCUGGCGAAACGCUGAUCAAUUAGUGCAAAUAUAAUAAUUCGAGAUAAUCCCAUCAGCACCUGGAAACAGAAAAUGGGAAGACUCCGCUCUUAUACACCGCGUAUAAGAUGAAUCACCAUCUGUCAUGCGCACGCCUAGUGGAAUGCAUCUACUCAGGGCCUGCGCGUAUAGAAGAUACGCCCCCGGUUGUUGGCUUUUUGAAUGUGAAUGAAACGAAACAGCAGGCCAAAUGCGAAAAAAAAACCGCGGAAGUGAGCGAUCGAGUUAACUGUGUGAAACAGAUUGCUGACUUAUUUGGCCAACUUUCGGCAAGGUCAAUGUCGGGUGUGCUCGUCUGCGGACUGGGCCAAAACAAGAUGAUCUCGAACCGGGCGUGAAAGCUGCGUGGCGCCAACCAGUUGAUGACGUUCUGGCCAAGAUUGGCGUGGUUCCGCUCGGCCUGCGAUCAUUAUUUGCAGGUGCCGAAGGUCUUCUGGUUCAUUUUUUUGCCAACUUAUUUGGAAAUUCAUCCAAGAACUUGGUGGUAUAAAAUAUUAUUGGGUUUUUCAGUCGGUCCGCAGUUGUUAAUCUCCACCAGACUGUUACGGUUACGAAAUGUAUCUACGCGCGCGUUUGGCUCUACUGAGCCUUCUCUUCCUGAUGGUCUCCGGUCAGAGGAGUAAGUCCCGGAGUGAACGUCCUCAAGGCAGAACCUUGGGACUAUUGACGCCCCUUUUACUGGGAGGCGGUGGACCGCUCUUCGAUGUUCCCCUGCCUGCAGGACCACCCAUCAGACCAGGUGGCGGAUCAUCCUCCGCAGCCGGAGGAGGCACCCAAUCGGACUCAUACUACGGCGGCAGUUAUCCAAGCUACGGAUACAGGCCCAACUAUGGAUACGGAUAUCCCAACUAUGGUUAUAACUAUGGAUACCCGGGCUUGGGCUACGGCUAUGGCCAAAACUACUACAGACCCAGCUACUACAACUACGGUGGAUACCAGAGACCGCAGCCCUACUAUGGUUACCGGCCCACUUAUAGCUCCAUUGGAGCUGCCGGAUCAGGCGGUUAUCCCUCAUAUAGCAGUUCAUCUGUUAUCUCAAGCUCUCCAACAAAUUCGGCCGUUGGUUCGGCAUCAGGAGCAGGAGCAGUAUCUGGAGGUGGAAACCCACAGCUAUCCACCGCUCAGCAAGCCCAGUUAGCCGGUCUUCUGGGUCAGGCCCUUGGCAGUAGUCUGCGCCCUCUUCUCGCCAAUGGGGGCGGGGCAGCUGGAGCGACAGGAGCGGGGGCAAAUCCACAAGCGCUGAGCGGUCUACUCAGUCUGCUUGGCUAGGCCAUAAGUAGAUCAGUAUUAAGUAAUAGAUAGAAACAUUUUUGAUAAGUUAUCAAUUCGAUAAUCAAACUAUAUGCUAAAAUCUAUCAU